AUGAUAUUCAAAACAAGUACACCGAAAAAACGAACUUUAACACCAUUACCACGAUCAUCAACACCGAAUCAUUUUUAUAAUCUUAUCACGAAAAAGAUCAAAGACACUAAUAAUCGACCAGAGAUUAUAGGUGAAAAUUGUUGUCGACCAGUAAUAAAACUUGAUUCACUUCUUUAUCGUCCAAAAACUGAAUGUUAUCCUCAUCAAAAUGUUAAACAAACAUGGGCGAUCUAA
Molecule: messenger RNA, 234 nt
Organism: Adineta steineri
Lineage: Eukaryota; Metazoa; Rotifera; Eurotatoria; Adinetida; Adinetidae
Source: the annotation of a GenBank genome assembly